AAAAAAAACAAAGAAUGUUGGGUUCUUUCUGUGCUCCAUCAUCAAAGCCGCCGCCAUCCUACAAGGAAAGGGUCCUGUCAUCUUCAUUCACUCAUAAUGCUGUGAGAAUUGGGCAAUGCAACAGUGCAUUUUCCGGUACUCGGAUCGAUAUUUUGAGGAAGAAAUGUGUUGCAACCAAAAGAUUUUCCACUUCUGCUGUUUUGGCUGAUGUUGCUAAAGGUUUCAUGGCUUUCAGGGCGAAUAUUUUUCCGAAAAAAGAGGCGGAUCCUAAGACUGUUGCCUCUAUCAUAUUAGGGGGAGGGGCUGGAACUCGGCUCUUUCCCCUUACUGAAACAAUGGCCAAACCAGCUGUCCCCAUUGGAGGAUGUUAUCGGCUGAUCGAUGUCCCCAUGAGUAACUGCAUCAAUAGUGGGAUUAACAAGAUUUACAUCCUCACUCAGUUCAAUUCUCAAUCCCUCAACCGCCACAUUGCUCGGACAUAUAAUAAUGGCAAUGGUGUGAACUUUGGUGAUGGGUUCGUCGAGGUAUUAGCUGCUACACAAACACCUGGUGAAUCUGGAAACAAGUGGUUCCAGGGCACAGCUGAUGCCGUAAGACAGUUCUUAUGGUUGUUUGAGGAUGCUAAACACAGAUAUAUCGAGAACAUUUUGAUAUUAUCUGGCGAUCAUCUAUACCGGAUGGAUUACAUGGAUUUCUUGCAGAAGCACAUUAAUUCUGGUGCUGACAUAUCUGUUUCUUGUGUUCCUGUGGAUGAAAGUCGUGCCUCUGAUUUUGGAUUGGUAAAGAUCAAUGAAAGCGGACAGAUCGAGCAAUUUCUAGAGAAACCUAAGGGUGAAAGUUUGAGGUCAAUGCAAGUCGACACGACUGUUCUCGGAUUAACAGCUCAAGAUGCUAGUAAACUGCCGUACGUUGCAUCAAUGGGUGUAUAUUUGUUCAAGACAGAUGUUUUACUGAAACUACUCAGGUGGCAUUAUCCAGAAGCAAAUGAUUUUGGAUCCGAAAUAAUUCCACUGGCUAUGAAAGAUUAUACUAUUAAGGCAUAUUUGUUUAAAGACUACUGGGAAGAUAUCGGAACUAUAAAAUCCUUUUUCGAUGCAAAUUUGGCCCUCACAGAUACGCCCUCCAAGUUUCACUUUUAUGAUCCUCUAAAGCCAAUCUUCACCUCUCCUCGGUUUCUACCUCCGUCAAGAAUAGAGCAGUGUCGGGUCGUGGACUCCAUCAUUUCACAUGGCUGCUUCUUGAGAGAAUGCAGCGUCGAACAUUCCGUCGUGGGGGUUCGCUCAAGAUUGGAACAUGGGGUGGAGCUCAAGGAUACAUUGAUGAUGGGUGCUGACAAUUACCAAACUGAAAAAGAAAUAGAAUCCUGUUUAGCAGAGGGCAAUGUUCCCCUAGGCGUUGGCAGAGAUACCAAAAUCAACAAUUGCAUAAUAGACACAAAUGCAAGAAUUGGAAAGAAUGUUGUCAUUGCAAACAAGGAUAAUGUGGAAGAGGCAGAUAGACCAUCUGAGGGAUUCUACAUUCGAUCAGGAAUUACAGUAGUGUUAAAAAAUUCUGUAAUUAAGGAUGGAACUAUCAUUUAGUACUCUCUUUUCUUUU
This is a messenger RNA of Hibiscus syriacus, 1596 nucleotides long. RefSeq names its product glucose-1-phosphate adenylyltransferase large subunit 1-like. The record is from RefSeq and is a predicted model, not a curated record. The transcript is spliced from 15 exons. Gene Ontology annotation, biological process: glycogen biosynthetic process. Gene Ontology annotation, molecular function: glucose-1-phosphate adenylyltransferase activity. Lineage: Eukaryota; Viridiplantae; Streptophyta; Magnoliopsida; Malvales; Malvaceae. Bases 15 to 1580 code for a protein of 521 amino acids.